Pecten maximus is the source of this 3748-nucleotide messenger RNA. RefSeq lists its product as uncharacterized. The coding region runs from base 346 to 903 and encodes 185 amino acids. Lineage: Eukaryota; Metazoa; Mollusca; Bivalvia; Pectinida; Pectinidae. The record is from RefSeq and is a predicted model, not a curated record. The transcript has 3 exons.
UUAAGACAAACUUUGAAUGAAUCUGUCAUUAACAUUAUUUUGUAGUGCCUGCAUAUACACAUAGCUUUGCUAAUAUCGCAAUGAACAAGCCAGCAGUCCAAUCCUCAACCUAUAUAUAUCACAGGUCAAGGAGAAUGUAGUAGGAUUUCCGGCUCAGCUUGGAAAGCUGUCGACGGAAUCCUGAAUCCUAGGUAUUGCGCAGGUUCCUGCUCCCAUACGGGGGUUGAGGAUACGUCUCCAUGGUGGCAGGUUGAUCUGGGAUCGAAAUAUUCCAUCACUCAUGUAGCAAUUCUCAACAGGGCUUUAUUAGCUGAACGACUGGCUGGUUUCGAGAUAGAAGUCUCUAUGAGGAACGACACUGAUCCGAACGGUGAGCUGAGAGACGCUGUGUUAUGUUUCAAAGACACCGGACUACAACUCAUUGCUGGUGACCUGAUUAACGUGACAUGUGCCGAGCAGAUAGAAGGCCGCUACUUACGGAUUUUAAAAAGACGUUCACCAAUUCUCACUCUCUGUGAAGUCCUUGUUACAGGUGUUCCGGUCGGAGAUCAAACCACCAAUGAAGAUACUACUUCCACAAGUACGACAGAGGCUGCUCCGUCGGACCAUUUCAAUACAACUUGUCAUUCUUGUCAAUGUCACAACACUAAUGCAUCGUUGAAGUAUAUGAACAAAUCCAUUGAAAAUCUCAUCCUGGAACUUCAAGAAAAAUUAUUGGUCCAUAAAAAGGCCACUUCGUCCUUUAAAAGGAAACUACUUAGUGCGAGGGACGGCAGAUUAUCUUCACAAGUCAUUGGAUCCGCCGGAUUACUUAUUCUUGUACUUGUCUGUAUGGUCAUCGUAUUGCCCGAUCUGGUCACAUUCAUCCGGUUCGUACGACUGCGUUUACGGAAAACUGAAUAGAAUUUCAAAGAAACACUAAAAACAUGACUGAAUAUAUGGGCUUUGGUUUGGUUUGUUAGUGUUUAACGUCCUUUUAACAGCCAUGGUCAUUUAAGGACGUGCCAGGUUUUGGCGGUGGAGGAAAGCCGGAGUACCCGGAGAAAAACCACCGGCCUACAGUUAGUACAUGGCAUCUGCCCCACGCAGGUUUCGAACUCGCAACCCAGAUAUAUUAGCGUAUAUUAAAACAAUCUAUACAUGGAAUAGCAAACACGUCAGCGUUUGAUAUGCAAAUUGUUUGUAUGACAUAAUGUCGUAUUGUUUGCGUCAAGGCGUUCGAUCACAUUCUAUGCAUUUGUGGGGGAAACCGAUUACUAACCUUACGGAAGUUUAUAAAUAUCAGAGGUAAAACUGUUAUCACUGGGGAUCCCUUUAAUAGUACUAUCCUUUGCUUUCAACAAAAUAGUACGGAAGUGCUACGCAUUACAUGUAUACUUCUAGUUGUGCACUAAUCUCUAUAACCGGUGCUAUAUCUAAGUGAACAGGUGAGCUGCCGGAAGAGGUUCCGACUCGACUUCAAUUUCAAUUUCAACAAUUCAAUAGGAAUAGGCAUAGCAUGAACAAGUAGUCCGCUUAAAGUGACAACACGUGGUAAGAAAUACAGUUACAUUUAUAUACGUCCGAGAUGUAAUAUAAACGGUACUUAUCCGGAUAAAAAAGGUAUGUCUGCAGGAUAUGAAUUUCUGAAAAUGUUAAUAUGGGGAAAAGAAUUCUAACAGCGUGGACAGUAAAAAUGUCAAAUUUCGUGGCAGUUGCGUUUCUUUUUUUCGCUAGUAUAUAUAUAGGUCACCGAUGCAUUAGUUUGGUCUGCUAUAUUUUGUGCCAAUGCUUUUCAUAUACUUUAUGUUGUUUAGUCCUAAUGGCAAAGCGGUGAAGCAUACAUUUAAUGUUAUGUAUUUAUGGCCAUGGAUACAGGGUAAUAUGAAGGUUUGUUUACCCUCAGCUCUCAUAUUUCCCGAGGACUUGCCCGAGGGAAAUAUGAGAGCUGAAGGUAAACAAACCUUCAUAUUACAAAUGUACCCUGUUUCCAGGGCCAUAAAUUGUUUAUUAUACCGAAAAAUAAUCAGUAAUGAUGAUACUCAAAAAUAAACUGAAGAUAUGAAAUAUCAUUUUUAUCACAAACCCCUGUGAUCCUGGUCGCUCAAUUGAUACGAUUCCAAGUCAAGGUGGUAUUGACAGUUUCUUUUAGAAACUCUUGGAAACAGUUGGCGUGUACAUUUGUCAAUAUUUUCGUGUUCUGAGCAAUCCUGUUUUGUAGAAGUUUAUCCAUUUCUGCUUCUUCGACUGUAGGAAUACGUUUCCGUUUCUGUUCGUCUGCCAAUUGUAAAUAACUGGAAGUGAGACAACUCCUCGCAACAGAAUAUGGGGGUCGGCAUGGGGGCACGCGGCCCAAAGAGAUAUCACAUUUGUCUCCCUGGCUCACGCGCCUCAGGGAGAAAUGAUGUUUUGUCCCCCUUCCACGUGAUGCGUUUCGGCUAAUCACAGGCAGUGUUAACACAUGAGGUAUAAUAACAUAAUACGUCAGCAAUCUACGGGAGAGGCCGUGUACCCCUUUUAGUGUUGUAGUUUUGAAAACUGUCGUCUUUCCUUUCAUGGCAAUUUUGGUCAAUCAAGGAUUUUGACAUUCAUCUUAAUACCAAAUAGAUACCUUAAAACAUGAAAUAUUGAUCUACCGCACCUUAUCUUCAUCGGAAAACUAAGAGGUUCUUUAUCGUGCGAGUUGGUCAUUCUCCAGCGGAGCAACACUUUGAGUUCCAUCCUUCGGUCUGAGUGUAUUUGUGUGGUUAGUGGUUAAUUAAGAGCUGCUGCUGUUGUGUAUGUUUGGUUUACAGCUCAGUUAAAUAAAAUAUAUUGUCAUUAUUAACAUCACUAAUGGUCCCGUCCCCUAGGUUGUUACAUCAAAUUCCAACACUGCAGCUUUGUAUCAUUACUGUAGUUCGUAAUCCCGGCUGUUUCGGUCACAGUAUAUAUAUAGCGUAUGGAUUUACUUGGUGGUAAUUGUAAAGCUGAUAGUAUCGUGCUUUUAUAAUGUUUGAAAAUAUGCUAGGUUAGAUUUACUCAGUCUUUACCUGUAAUCCGCUAACCAAACCAUGUUCCGGGGCGGUUUCUAACCAACUUAACUCAAGUGAGAUAAACGUUUAAAAAUGAGAGCACCAAUGCACGAAUGGGCAAGGAAGAUUUAGAAAAUCGGGUGAAAAUCAAACCAAACGUUUUUAAUAUUUAUUGGAACGCUAAUUAAGUAUUCCGUUCGAACAUUAACAACUUGUUUUGUGGGUCUAUGUAUUUGGAAGGCAGUAAAGACAUGUAUUGAUCCGUUUUAUUUGUCAGGUAAGAUUUCCAUUUAGAUUAUAUAUUUUAAUAUUUAUUACAUACUAUCGGAAAAAAUCAAUUACAGUAUAUACACCUCAUCGUGUUUACCGGCAAUUAAGCAAACACGUGUAAUCUUUACUCUUUACGGUUGACAUUUGAAAAAAGAUAUGUGUAAUUGAUAAAACACUUUGAUGUCACACUUUUUCAACCGUGAAAUUGACUAUUCUUUUAGUAGAAGUACAUUCUGUUUAAAUAUUAAAAUAUGAUUAAUGAAUAUUUAGAUACCUAAAACCGAUCUGUAUCGUUAAAAAUGCUGUUGAAACUCUACAACUUCACCUUUGAACGUAGUCUACUUUGACUUGAUGCUCAUAGUACGCUUAAAUAUUGUGGACAAUAUUUUUUUGAAAAUUGAAUAAUUUGAAUUGAAUCCGACCUUGUAAUUGUUUACUCUUUUCAACAUGAUUUUUUUAUGUUUAUUAAACAUAUUUAUAUUAUC